Molecule: messenger RNA, 557 nt
Organism: Drosophila innubila
Lineage: Eukaryota; Metazoa; Arthropoda; Insecta; Diptera; Drosophilidae
Product: selenoprotein H
Exons: 1
Coding region: 38-442 (134 amino acids)
Cellular component (GO): Golgi apparatus
Source: RefSeq, a predicted model, not a curated record
UUUUUUUAAGAGUUAAAUUUAAAGUGAGUUUUAAGAGAUGGCACCGAAAAAGAAAUACAAGAAUGUUGAUUGGGCAGAUGAGGAGCAUUUCUCCAAGGAUCGCAGCAUAUUUUUCAUAGAGCACAGCACCGAGUGUCCCAUAUUCCAGGUAAAGGCCGACGAGUGUUUAACAUUCUUCCAGCAACGCAUUCCGGAGCGGGAAUUCCAACUUGUCCGCAACAAGAACGGGAAACAGACGCCUCGAGAUGGAGCCUUCGAGGUGUGUGUCUCCCAGAAUGCCCGCACCUCCGAGCAUGCCUUGUGGUCGGGGUUAACCAGAGGUCCCCCCAGACGGGAUAAGUUUCCCAACUACGAGGAUCUCGUUUCCGAUGUUCAUCGUGUGCUUAAGAAAUUCUAUCCGGAUAAAACCGUUGGUGCUGAGGACGAGGAUAUGGAUAUGUAGGAAGAUGUAUGUGUUAUAAAUAUUUGUUAACUUACGCACUUGCUCAUCACAUGAUUCAUCUCGGUUCAUCAUAAAGGCAAAUUAACAGUGACAGUUUCACAAUGAAACAACAUUA